This is a messenger RNA of Hemisphaericaspora subhashii, 1269 nucleotides long. RefSeq lists its product as uncharacterized. The record is from RefSeq and is a predicted model, not a curated record. Gene Ontology annotation, molecular function: protein disulfide isomerase activity; protein-disulfide reductase activity. Lineage: Eukaryota; Fungi; Ascomycota; Pichiomycetes; Serinales; Debaryomycetaceae. The transcript has 2 exons. The coding region runs from base 1 to 1269 and encodes 422 amino acids. Gene Ontology annotation, cellular component: endoplasmic reticulum lumen. Gene Ontology annotation, biological process: response to endoplasmic reticulum stress.
AUGUUCCACGUCAGUACGAAACCACCAAGUGGAGAAAGCUACGAACUCUAUGCAUCAAUAUUUGCAUCUGAAUCAAGUCCAGUUGAAUUACACCAAUUUUCCACCUUUUCUGCCCUAUUCACCCUUUUGUUAGUUUUGAUUGCAUUUGCAUCAUUAUCAAUGACAUUAUUGGGAGAUGUGAAGAAGAAGUCAUUGGUUUCAUAUUUGUCCAAUUCGAUUAUUGCUUCGAUUUCUGUUGCUUUGGUGGCUGCUCGUUCUAGUGCUGAUGAAUAUGCUACCAACCCCAAUAUUUAUGAAUUAACUCCAUCUACUUUUAAUAAAGUAGUUUAUAGAUCAAAUUAUACAACCAUUGUUAAAUUCUAUGCUCCAUGGUGUGGAUACUGUCAACGAUUAAAACCAAUCUAUGAAAAAUUAGGAAAAUUAAUUAAUCAAGACACUCAAUAUUCAAUCAAUGUCGCCAGUGUUAAUUGUGAAAAUGAAGAAAAUAAACCACUUUGUAGUCUGAUGAGAAUUCAAUCAUAUCCAACCCUUUUAAUCUUUCGUCCUCCAAAAUAUGAACUUGAUGAAACGAAAGCAAAGAAAUCUAAAAGAUAUCAAAGUCAACAACAUGCUAAUGAGGUUUAUAAUGGUGAAAGAACCGUGAAAGAUCUUUCGAAAUUUUUAAUAAGUAGAAUGAAGAAUUAUGUUCAAAAGUUUCAUAAUUUAAAUAGUGAUGAUUUAGAACCAUGGUUUGGACAAGAAGGUACAAGACCUAAAUUGUUAUUGGUUACCCAAAAGAGAACCAUUAAUCCAUUAUUGAAAUCUUUGGCUAUUGAUUUCCUUGAAAGGGUUGAUAUCGGAAUGGUUAGUAAAGAUGAUUCCGGAAAUCGGACAUUUGAAAUUGGAAAGGAGGAUGUUGUACUUCCUGGAGUUGAAGGUUCUGCAUUGUUUUAUUAUGAUUCCGAAGGGAAAAAGUUUGUGAAAUAUGAUAGAACUGAGAAAUUGGAUGAUAAAACGAAAAUCACUCAAUGGAUUAUCGAUGUGACUAAAGUGAAUCCGAUUGAAGGUCCAUUAUCGAAAAAGGGAGCUAAAUUCGAACAGUAUAGAACAGGUAAGAAGAGUAAGAAGAGUACCACUUCUUCUGAAUUAAAGAAAAUUCAACAGGAAGAGACUACCAGGAAGGUAAAAUCCAAAUCUCAAAAGGUGAAAUCUGAAGAUAAAUCUAAACCUGAAGUCAAGUCCAAACCUGAAAAGGCAACAGCUAAGACUUUGGCACAUGACGAAUUGUAA